UGGCAGAGUGCGUCAGUAUUAAAACUGGGUGGAUGCUUACAAAGUUGUGAGAAGGACAUGUAGGAUACAAAUCCAUUUUGUCUUUGUGAUAAAGGCAGCUGGAUCUUUGCAUUGCAAUGCAAAUAUCAUUCCUCUGGCACAGCUGCAUCAUGUAUCAUUUAGCGUUGGUUGUUUGCCUGCUGUCUCUCUUCUCUGUGCUGACUGUAGACUCCUCAAACAAGAAGGGACGCAACUUCACCAUCCAUUCAUCUCAGCUCAGCUGCAGCUUGCCAGGCCCUCAGGGCCCUCCAGGGAGUCCAGGUGCUUCAGGUCCCUGUGGCAAGGUAGGCAAGAUGGGCAUGCCAGGUAUCGAUGGUGAGGAUGGCAAGGAUGGUGAUAGGGGAGAGAAGGGAGAGAAAGGUGAACAGGGUCGUCCUGGGAAUCCUGGUAAACAUGGACUAAAAGGGCGCCCAGGACUUGUUGGGAAGUCAGGGCCAAGGGGCCUGAAGGGGGUGCGAGGGGCACCUGGUAUGUCUGGAGCUAAGGGGAUAAAAGGGGAAAUGGGCGAUGGUGGGGAGACCGGUGCCCCUGGAGGCUGUGAUUGUGGAAAAGAGGCACGAUCGGCUUUCUCAGUAGCAGUAACCAAGAGCUAUCCCAAGGAGCGCAUGCCCAUCCGCUUUAACCGCAUUUUAAUGAAUGAGGGUGAGCACUACAAUGCCACUACUGGCAAGUUUAACUGUGCGAUCCCUGGUGUGUAUUACUUCACAUAUGACAUCACAUUGGCUAACAAGCAUCUGGCAAUCGGGCUUGUCCACAACGGCCAGUAUAAGAUCAGAACAUUUGAUGCCAACACAGGGAACCAUGACGUGGCCUCGGGUUCAACAGUACUUCGACUAGAGAAAGGAGAUCAGGUCUGGCUUCAGAUCUUCUAUUCUGAACAAAAUGGACUAUUCUUUGAUCCAUUCUGGACUGACAGUCUUUUCACAGGAUUUCUCAUUUAUGCUGAUCAGGUUGCCCUAAAUGCGGUGGAUGUGACCAAUUCUGGAUCUUCCUGAUCAGUUUAUUUGUUUCACACACAAAAAGAAAUAAAUAUUUUAGCCUUUUUCUUUUUCUUUCUAAGAUAUAAGCAUUUAAAUUUUCAUAACAAAAUUCCAUCAGAUUGAACUGUGUAAUGUUUAACUAAAUUAAUAAAAUGAAUAAAACUUAGAAUAUUUAGGCUUUUUUAAUUUUAUUUUAUUAAAGAGUUAUUAAUUCAAUUUGAUGGAAUUUUGUUAUGAAAUUGUAAUGCAUAAAUCAUAAUAUAUAUAUAUAUAUAAUUUUUUUUUUUUUUUUUUUUUUUUUUUUUUUGAGUGCAUAAACAGUCUUUUCCUUUAUAACCCAGUGUUUCCAGCAGUUUUGGGAAAGCUACUAUGAAACUGUAGCUUACCAAGCUACACUGCAAAUCCUAAUAAGUUAGCAAAACUCAAAAAAUGUGAGGCUUUCAAAAAAUCAGUUCUUUCAAAUCUUUUAAUUUAAUAAACACCCAAGUUUAAGUUGACUUGACAUAUGAAGCUAACUCGUACAUUUUAUUUUCACUUAAUUUUAAAUUGACUCUUUGACUGAACUUAAAUUACCAUGUAAUCUCCACUUAAAAUCUCCAAGAGAAGAAUCUUACUUGCUAGAACUAGCUAAUACAGUGAAUGCUAGCAUGCUAAGUGCAUGCUGAGUGGAAACACUAAGCUUUGAUUAACAUAGCAGUGAGUUAAAAAAUAUUGCUUUGAACAAUCUUAAAUAUAAAACUGUCUCAACUCUAUUAUUCACCAUAAUGGAAACCCCCAAAAACUUUAACCCAACAGAAACUCUUCUAAAAAAAAAACACACAACAAACCAUUAAACACUAACAAAUCUCCCCCAUUACAUUCAGCUUGCACAAAGACACUUUACAUAACACUUAUUUACCCUCCCUGUCAAGUGUCAUGCAAAGCAUACUGGGAAAUAGAAAUCCCAGUAAAGUUCCUGUAAAUUAAAAAAGUAAAGUUAAUUAAAUUCAAAACAAUAAAGUGUUUUAGGUUACUUGUGUUAGUUUUUGUGAACUCAAAAGAAAGAGAAAGUUCUAAAUACUCAUCAAGAUUUAAUUCAUUUGAACUAAUUUGAAUGAUCUAACUUUCCCCUACUCAAAACAAUUAAUUAUUUUGAGCAUUAUGGUUUACAGUGUACACAACUUCAAAUAAACUACAGUCAAUUAAGCUACUCUUUUAAAAAAGUAGAAAGCUACACUACAGGCUAUUAAGAAAAAGUAGUUAACUACACAGACUAUUUAAAGAAUAAAUAUUUUUGGAUAUCUAACAAUGGGGAAUAGUUCUGAUUGCAGAAUUCAAUAAUAUCAUCUGAUAAUGAUGAUAUUAAUAUAUUAUUAAAGUAAUUUAUCUAUAAUAAUAUAGUGAUAUCAACCUGCAAGUCACUAUUUUUAUUUUUACAUUUGAAUUAUUUUCACAUAAAUACAAGACCUAGAGCCACGUCAUCAUCUACAUUGUUUUUGCAUUAUUAUUAUUUUAUCUUAGAAAAAGACUAUGAAUCAUUAUGUCACUCCAUUAAUAACAAGAAGGAAUUUAAAAGCAAUUUGUGGUUUAGACUUGUUAUUUAUUAGCCCCUUGCAGGAGACUGCAGUUUUUUUGGCAUAUUUGAAGAUGGUAUUGUGAUCAGAUCAACUGAAGUGUUUCAGAGGACAGCAGUAGUUCAGUCAAAUCUGACAAUACUAACCUCAACUGUGUAGUUCAGUUGUCUAUAAUACUGCAGUUGAUCCCUGUCAGCAACUGUGUUGAGUGAAUACUUAUAUGUCAGUUUCAACAUUACCCCUAAUUAAACAUUAUAAUC
Molecule: messenger RNA, 2832 nt
Organism: Myxocyprinus asiaticus (Chinese sucker)
Lineage: Eukaryota; Metazoa; Chordata; Actinopteri; Cypriniformes; Catostomidae
Gene: c1qtnf2
Product: C1q and TNF related 2
Exons: 3
Coding region: 117-1034 (305 amino acids)
Molecular function (GO): protein binding
Source: RefSeq, a predicted model, not a curated record